This is a messenger RNA of Mercurialis annua (annual mercury), 1605 nucleotides long. RefSeq names its product protein DETOXIFICATION 16-like. Gene Ontology annotation, cellular component: membrane. The transcript is spliced from 8 exons. The record is from RefSeq and is a predicted model, not a curated record. Gene Ontology annotation, biological process: xenobiotic detoxification by transmembrane export across the plasma membrane. Lineage: Eukaryota; Viridiplantae; Streptophyta; Magnoliopsida; Malpighiales; Euphorbiaceae. Gene Ontology annotation, molecular function: xenobiotic transmembrane transporter activity; antiporter activity.
AUGGGGGAGAUAGUGAAAGAAGUGAAGAAACAGUUGGGGCUUGCAGGUCCUCUGUUUAUUAUAGGAUUAUUACAGUUUAGUCUGCAACUCAUUUCUGUAAUGUUUGUUGGUCAUCUGGGACAGCUGCCUCUUGCCGCUGCUUCUUUAGCAACUUCAUUUGCAUCACUCACCGGCUUCACUCUUUUGAUGGGAAUGGCUAGUGGAUUGGACACCUUAUGUGGGCAGGCAGUUUGAGCAAAGCAAAAUGAGAUGGUUGGAAUACACACACAAAGAGCUAUGUUUGUUCUUUCCCUUAUUAGUGCACUCCUUGCCAUUAUUUGGGCAAACACAAAAUCUAUCUUAAUUUUGUUGCACCAAGAUCAUCAAAUUUCACAUGAAGCAGGGGUAUAUGCAUGCUUCAUGAUUCCAACCAUUUUUGCUUAUGCUCUUCUUCAAUGCCUUAUCAUUUUCCUACAAACCCAAAGUAAUGUGUUUCCAAUGAUGUUCAGUUCUGCCAUUACAGCACUGUUACAUGUUUUGUUGUGUUGGGUUUUGGUGUUCAAAUCUGGCCUUGCAAGUAAAGGAGCUGCUUUGGCAAAUUCCAUUUCUUACUGGAUUAAUGUCUUGUUUUUGCUACUUUAUAUCAACUUUUCUUCCUCUUGCAAGACAACAUGGACUGGAUUCUCUAAGAAUGCCUUGCAUGAUAUUCCCACUUUUUUGAAAUUUGCAAUCCCUUCAGCUCUCAUGCUAUGCUUGAAGGUGUGGACAUUUGAGAUAGUGGUGCUUCUAUCUGGUUUGCUUCCUGACCCAAAGCUGCAAACUUCAGUGCUAUCAUAUGGUUGCCUGAACACCUUUGCAUUGGUGUGGAUGAUUCCUUUCGGACUGAGCGGUGCAGUGAGCACAAGGGUUGCAAAUGAACUGGGAGCUAGAAGACCAGAAGCUGCAAGUUUAGCAGCAAAAGUGGUGGUGUGCAUGGCUCUUAUUCAAGGCAUUUUGAUAGGACUACUUAUGAUAGCAAUGCGCAACAUUUGGGGGCAUGUUUAUAGCAAUGAACAAGAAGUAAUCAAAUAUGUAGCAGCCAUGAUGCCACUCCUUGCUAUCUCCAGCUUUUUUGAUGCAAUUCAGAGUGUUCUUUCAGGGGUUGCUAGAGGAUGCGGGUGGCAGAAGAUCGGAGCAUAUGUGAAUCUGGGUUCCUUUUAUAUAGCGGGGAUUCCUUGUUCUAUAAUACUAGCUUUUGUUAUACAUAUGAAGUCUCAGGGGCUUUGGUUGGGGAUCAUAUUUGCACUUCUUGUACAAGGCUUAAUCCUCUUUGGCAUCACAAUACGCACAGAUUGGACGAAACAAGCAAAUGAAGCUGCAAAAAGAAUGCAGCUUUCUGAAACAUCAACCGAUGCAAUGCCACAAGCCUGAUCCCCGUAUACAAUUCACUUCAUCGGGAUUGAAUAUCGUGUUCACCAACUACAAGUCAUCUUUUGCUACUAAUCAAAUGUGAGCUUCAAUGUAAGUUUUACCAUUAGAUGUAAACUCUUAAGACUAAAUAUGGGAAAACAGAACCUGGUACAGAGGAAGCAACAUAACUACUGAAACAAAAUCAAGCGGACAUCUUUUAGCAUUUUCGCACUCAAA